ACGAUUAUUUAAUGCAGAAUUGAGGAUCCCACAUUUCACAUCACUGAAAAAUGCAAUCUUUAUAAAAAAGAUCGAAGCUUUAUCGAUGGACGUUAAAAUCAGAGAGACAACGACGCAGUCAGUGUUCUGUUCGCUCUCCAUGUGAUUCACUCUUCCUUGUCACGCAACAAUGGCGGCGCCCAAUUCGUGGGAGGAGCUGCUGCGCAAGAUGCUGCCGGAGGGCGCCCCGUUGCCCGACGAGGACCAGCUCGAUUACUCCAUCUCCGUCGACUACGUCGGCCCUUCUCCCUUCUUCAAGCCCCCCGACGCAAAUCCCGUCAUUCCCAAAUCCAGAUUCACCGCUUUCCCCAAACGCGCCCCUUCUCUCACCCCGACGAAUCCUUCCUGGAUCAAGUCACGGUCUAGCUCCGACACCACCAGCUCCGAAAACCGACCACUCAGCCUCACUUUCGACGAUGGAAUUGAAUCCGAAUUGGAAUCCGAAUCUGGAAAUACCAGUGAUCAUCAUGAAUUUGCCAAUUCUAAUUCUAAUUCUAAUUCGACCGUUAUUGGUGAGGGUGGGGGUGGGGUUAGGGUUAUGGGGUGUGGGAGGUGUGGGAAGAAGGGGGGGAAGGAGGUGUGGCGAGGGCGGGAGAGGUGCAUUGUGUGUGGGGCAGAGUAUUGCAAGAAAUGUGUGUUGAGGGCGAUGGGGGCGAUGCCGGAGGGGAGGAAGUGCGUGGGGUGCAUUGGGAGGCCGAUUAAUGAGGCGAACAGGAGGCGGCUGGGGAAGGUUUCGAAGGUGUUGGUGAAGCUCUGCGGUCGUGUGGAGGUUCGGGCGAUAAUGCAGGUGGAGAGGGAGUGCAGGGCUAAUCAGGCGAGGCCGGAGCAGGUUGUUGUGAAUGGGGAGCAGCUGAGGGAGGAGGAAUUGGAUGAGUUGUUGGGCUGUCUCGUGCCUCCCCGGGACUUGAGGCCGGGGAGAUAUUGGUAUGAUAAGGAUUCUGGGCUCUGGGGGAAGGAGGGAGCAAAGCCGGAGAGGAUCAUUAGUUCGAAACUGAAUGUGGGAGGCAAGUUGCAGAUUGGAGCGAGCAAUGGUGAUACGAGGGUUUACAUGAACGGCCGUGAGAUCACUAGAGUCGAGCUCCGCGUCUUGAAGCUGGCCAAGGUCCAGUGCCUUCCGGAUACACACUUUUGGCUAUAUGACGAUGGAUCAUAUGAGGAGGAAGGCCAGAAUAACAUCAAAGGAAAUAUAUGGGAAAAGGCUUCUGUUCGUUUCAUUUGUUCGUUGUUUUCACUGGCCAUACCUUCUGAACGUGCUCAAAGAACGAAGGAAGAACCCGCUUUGUUGUCAGCUAGAUCGUUCUCCAAGAAUCUGGAGGAGCAUAAGGUCCAGAAACUUCUUCUUCUUGGAUUGGAUGGAUCUGGGACAAGUACCAUCUUCAAGCAGGCCAAGUUUUUAUAUGCAAACAAAUAUACCCCUGAAGAAUUGCUGAACAUUAAGCUUAUAAUUCAAAGUAAGAUGUACAGAUAUCUCGGUAUUUUACUGGAGGGGAGGGAGCAUUUUCAAGAGGAGACCUUGAUGAAAGACGCUUGUUCUGGUCUGGCUGCUGACAGGUCUGUACCAGGAGAAACGGAAUGUGAUGGAAGCAGGCAAUGUAUCUAUUCGGUUAACCAGAAAAUUAGUAAUUUCUGUGACUGGUUGUUGGAUCUAAUGGCUUCCGGGGAUUUCGACACUGUCUUUCCUGCUGCUGCACGCGAACAUGCUUCUGUAGCUGAUGAAAUUUGGAAGGAUCCUGCCAUACAGGAAACGUACAAGAGACGGGAGGAACUGCCAUAUUUUCCCGAUGUUGCUGCAUAUUUCUUAGACCGGGUGAUGGAGAUAUCGAGCAGCGAGUAUGAACCAUCAGAGAAUGACAUUAUAUUUGCUGAAGGGGUUACUCCCACCAACGGGAUAGCACACAUCGAGUUCUCGUUUGGUGAUCACAGCGCAGUUUCUGAGUUAUACAAUGAAGACUCGAAGAAUCAACAACCUCUGCCAAAGUAUGAACUGAUUCUGCUGAGCUCUCCGAAGUGGUUGGACAUGUUCGAAGGCAUGAGCACCGGCCUCUUGUGCGUUUCCUUGACUGACUAUAACCGGCAAUGGACUGUCAUACAACAGAACAAAAUGGUGGCGAGCCGGGAUUUCUUCGAGAGUGUAGCUAAGCGUUCUUGUUUUGAGUACACACCCUUCCUCCUGCUCCUGACCAAAUACGACGUGUUCAAGGAUGAAAUCGAGCAGGUUCCUCUAACUGUCUGCGAGUGGUUCAAGGACUUCAAUCCUUUGAAGACUCACGGCAAGAAUACGUCGCUGGGACACCAGGCGUUUCACUACAUCGCUGCGAGAUUCAAGGAGCUCUACGCCUCCAUCACGGGCAGGAAGCUGUACGUACGGCAAGUGAAGGGACGCGAGCAACAGUCUGUGGACGAGGCGUUCAGGUACGCCCGGGAAAUCAUCGACUGGGAAGAGCACAAUAUUGGAGGUAUCUAUUCCAUGAGCGAUGAUGAUUUGCUAUCUGAGGAAUUAUAACUCUUUUAUAGUUUUAUAAAUGUGAUGGCAAAACUGCCGUUAAGGCUCAAGUCAUAAACCUUACAAAUAGGGAUGUUUAAGGUUUGGUAGGCUUCAAGGGUAGUUUUGCAAUCAUCUUUGUUUUUUUAAAUUUGUAAUGCUUUCACAGUUUUGUGAAAAGUUGCAUAACAAAGUAGUUAUACAAAACCACUCUCAAACAAAUUGGUAUCA
Messenger RNA from Salvia hispanica, 2752 nucleotides. RefSeq names its product extra-large guanine nucleotide-binding protein 3-like. Gene Ontology annotation, cellular component: cytoplasm; heterotrimeric G-protein complex. Gene Ontology annotation, molecular function: guanyl nucleotide binding; G protein-coupled receptor binding; G-protein beta/gamma-subunit complex binding. Gene Ontology annotation, biological process: adenylate cyclase-modulating G protein-coupled receptor signaling pathway. The record is from RefSeq and is a predicted model, not a curated record. Lineage: Eukaryota; Viridiplantae; Streptophyta; Magnoliopsida; Lamiales; Lamiaceae.